GGUCAUGAACGCAGCCUAAGUCGAAUGUAGCAAUACGGACGCGCAUAAUGACGUUUGACGCUGAUCUAGAUUUUGCUAGCGGUAUCCAAACUAUUACUAUCCCGUUUAUUCAACCUUAGACCAAACCUCAUCUUUUGUAGAACUCUGGAACCUAUAACAGCGAAUUCACAAAAAGGACCUGUCGUCCCUCAACGGUCACAUUUGCUAAAUUACAGUCUACGUGCUGCCUCUUCAGUGUUUCCUGUCCUGUGCCGGAGCUAAAAAUGGUGAAGCCAGACAUUCAUACUCUGGCGCACCACCUGAAGCAAGAGAGGCUGUACGUGGCUUCAGAGAAACAACUCAUCCAGCGGCUCAAUUGUGAAGUACUAAAGACAGCAGAAAGACUUUACCGUGCAGCUUGGAUAGCCAAACAACAAAGGAUUAACCUUGAUCGCCUCAUCCUCACCAGUGCUGAGGCUUCCCCAGCCGAAUGCUGCUUGCAUGCCAAGGUACUAGAGAGCACACAAUUUGUUGAUGGCUACAAGACUCUGGGCUUUCAGGAGAGUGUCUAUGGAGAGUUUCUUUGGCGGCUAAGGGAAAAUCCACGCCUGGUGGCCUCAUGUUUGGUUGCUGGGGAGAAACUUAACCAAGAACAUACACAAGGAGUGAUCCACACAGUGUUUACCUCACUUUAUGGGAAUUGCAUUAUGCAAGAGGAUGAAAUCUACCUGCUUCAAGUCCUGCGUUACCUGGUUGAGUUUGAGCUUAAAGAGAAUGAUAAUCCACGUCGUCUGCUACGGCGAGGCACAUGUGCUUUUAGUAUUCUGUUUAAGCUAUUCUCUGAAGGCCUAUACUCAGCCAAGCUAUUCCUCACCGCCACCUUACAUGAGCCCAUUAUGCAGCUGCUGGUGGAAGAUGAAGACCACUUAGAAACUGAUCCAGCCAAAGUGACUGAAAGAUUUACCCCAACACAACAGGAGCGUCUGUUUGGGGAGAAGGGCUCCGAUUCUUACUCUCAGAAAGUUCAGGCAGCCGUGGAAUGCAAUCAAGCCAAGCUUGUGGCUCUUGUUAAUUCAUUUAUUAACUGUUUGAAGCAAAAUACUUACUGCUUUCCACAGAGUUUGCGCUGGAUUGUCUCCCAGAUGUACAAGUCACUGGCACAAGUGGAUGGCCUUGAGGUUGGAGAGGUGAGGACCAUGUGCACAGACCUGUUGCUGACUUGUUUCAUCUGCCCAGCCAUCGUCAACCCUGAACAGUAUGGAAUCAUCUCGGAUGCUCCAAUUAAUGAAGUUGCACGCUUUAACCUAAUGCAGGUGGGGCAGUUGCUACAGCAGUUAGCUAUGGUUGACACAGAUGAUGGCGAUCCACGACGGAAAAGCAAUUUGUCAAAAUUUGACAAAAAUUGUGUUGCUGCUUUUUUGGAUGUGAUGAUUGGUGGAAGAACUGUGGAGACCCCUCCGAUGUCGUCAGUGAACCUUUUAGAGGGCCUAACACGAACUGUUGUUUAUAUCACAAACAAUCAGCUUCUGGCUUUGGUGGACUUCGUGCGCAGUGUAACUGCUGGUGACCAGCUCAGAGAGGAAGACCAUGUAGCGCUGGAGACUCUGCUAGCCAAUGUACCGCAGUCCCAUGCAGUCAAGAGCAACAGUUUGGAGCUUACACCUCAGCUUUCCCCAGCUACGACACCUGCAAACAGGAAGAACAGACUGCCCCUAGCAACUACCCGAAGCCGCUCCCGCUCCAAUAUCACUCAGGACAGUGAGACAGAUGGCAGUUACCAGGACCCCCAGCAGGAAGUCAUGCCUGAGGAAGUGCUUGUCAUCUCAUUAGGAACUUCCCCUCAAACUAUGCCUGGAAUGAUGCCUGAAAAUGAGGUGCUGAACUUGCAACUCUCUGAUGAAGCUCAUGGAGAUGCUCCAGCUGAUGAGGCUAAACUGCAUGGCAAACCUGACAAAACCCUUCGCUUCUCUUUAUGCAGUGACAAUCUUGAAGGAGUCUCUGAGGGGCCAUCUAACCGCUCCAACUCUGUCUCAUCGCUGGACAUGGAAGCUGAAUCUGUUUCAGACCUAGGGCCAGGGCCAUCUGUUGGUAAUGGUGUUGAAGCUCUGCAGCUACUUGAGCAUGAACAAGCCACCACGCAGGAUAACCUGGAUGAUAAACUCCGAAAGUUUGAGAUUCGAGACAUGAUGGGUUUGACAGAUGAUCGAGAUAUCUCUGAGACUGUUAGUGAAACCUGGAGCACUGAUGUCCUUGGUAGUGACUUUGAUCCUAAUAUAGAUGAAGACAGACUUCAAGAGAUAUCAGGUGCUGUGGUGGAAAACAUGCUGGGGAGUCUGCUUUGCUUUGCAGCACCUGGCCCUAUUCUUUUGGACCCCUGUGGUUCAACAAUGUCAGAAACUACAAGUGAGGCCUGGAGUGUGGAAGUCCUGCCUAGUGACUCAGAAACAGCAGAUUUAAAGCAAGAGGAACGCUUACAGGAGUUAGAAAGCUGCUCAGGUGUGGGUAGCACUUCUGAUGAUACUGAAGUCAGAGAGGUCAGUUCCCGACCAAGCACACCAGGAUUAAGCAUCAUCUCAGGUAUAAGUGCAACAUCUGAAGAUAUCCCAAACAAGAUUGAAGACCUGCGCUCAGAAUGUAGCUCUGAUUUUGGAGGCAAAGACUCGGUCAUAAGCCCAGAUGGAGAGGAUUCUGUACAUGGAGCACAUAGUUUGUCCUGUAUGCCUGCUCAAGCUGACUCUCUGCUGGCUAUGUUUGAUCCUCUCUCCUCUGGUGAAGGUACUGGCACCAUAGUUCGGCCUAAGGCACAUACCAGACCCCCUCAUCCUCCUCCAGACCCACCAAUCCCAGAGGCUUGUGCUACAGGGCCUUCUGAACCCAGGACAUCUCACUUCUCAACCCAUGAUCUAGAGCACCCCAAGCAGAGACACUCAUACCCUGACCGUCUUGUCCGGAGCCGCAGUACUGACGUGGUCUGUGCAGGGCGCAGACCCAACAGUGAUCCAGGCAUAAACCGUAGGACCAUGAUGGAGGACCAGGACCAAGCAGGUGCUUUCGCUACUGGAUCCACCACUUCCCCAAGUAAAGAUUCAUUAAAAGUGGAGAGUGAAGACAAGAAGGACAGCGAUGAUGAGAAAUCAGACAGGAACAGACCCUGGUGGAAGAAACGGUUUGUUCCUGCUAUUCCUAAAGUGCUCUAUUGGACAGCACAAAGUGAAAUGCCAGCACCAAUUGCAGCAUUCCGAAAGCGGGAUAAGCACGAAAAAGAUGAUCUGGGAGCAGAGAAGGUCCUUCAAGAUGAGCCUUUAUUACUGGGGCAGAGCUGUCAGGCUCAAGCAGUAGAAGACAUAUUGGACAAAUACAGGAAUAUCAAGAGAACUGGCCCGAGUGAGGGAGCGUCAUCCACCUAUGAUGUACCAGAAAUGUGUAAAGAUGGCGAAAGUGAGCAUAAAUCCCAUAGACACGAGGGCCCACAGAACAUGUCUACAGAUGACUUCACAGAUUCUGCCAGCCAGAUUGCACAGACUCAAGACAGCAAGUUUUUCUUCAGUGAUGCUAAGAAGAAAUUACGCCUGGCUCUGUGCUCUGCAGAUUCUGUUGUUUUUCCUAUUAUACCCACUGUAACACGGAAUGGACUCCCUGACCACACAAACUCUGAGGACAAUGAGAUUGUGUGCUUUCUGAAAGUGCAGCUGGCAGAGGCUAUUAACUUGCAGGAUAAAAACCAGAUGGCUCAGAUCCAGGAGACCAUGCGCUGUGUCGGUCACCUUGACCCACGCACCUGCAGAAAGCUGCUCACAGCAAUUGCUGAGGACUAUAGAAAGCGAGCUCCAUACAUAGCAUAUUUGACCCGCUGCCGGCAGGGACUGCAGACUUCUCAGGCUCAUCUAGAGAAGCUGUUGCAGAGAGUACUUAGAGAUAAAGAAGUGGCCAACCGCUACUUUACUACUGUCUGUGUCCGACUGCUGCUAGAACAGAUGGAGGCCAGGAUGCAGGACUUUAUCAGAGCAUUUCAGGGCUUUACAGCAGCUGAUGAUAAAACUGCAGCAGUGGAGGACUUCUUGCGUUACCUCUAUGGUGCGAUGGCACAUGAUGCCAUCUGGCAGUAUGCCAGUGAGGAACAGCUACAGGAUGCUCAGAUGGCUAUUGAGCGCAGUGUCAUGAACCGCAUCUUCAAACUGGCUUUUUACCCAAAUCAGGAUGGAGACAUCCUGCGAGACCAGGUUCUUCAAGAGCAUAUUAAUCGUCUGUCCAAAGUAGUCACUGCCAACCACAAGGCCCUCCAAAUCCCAGAGGUAUAUCUUAAAGAGGCCCCAUGGCCUUCUGCGCAAGCAGAGAUCAGGACUAUCAGUGCAUACAAGACGCCACGAGAUAAAGUGCAAUGCAUCCUGCGUAUGUGUUCCACCAUCAUGAAUCUGCUCAGCUUGGCCAAUGAGGAUGCAGUGCCUGGAGCUGAUGACUUUGUCCCUGUGCUUGUUUUUGUCCUUAUAAAGGCAAACCCACCCUGCCUUCUGUCAACCAUUCAGUACAUCUGUAAUUUUUAUGCCAGUCAACUGAAUGGGGAAGAGUGCUAUUGGUGGAUGCAGUUCACAGCUGCCGUUGAAUUUAUUAAAACCAUUGAUGAGCGCAAGUGAUGCAGAACAGCUACCUGUAUGGGCAAAUAUUAAAGGAGGAGAAAAAGACUUUGCAACCAACUACACUGUCUUUCAUUAAACCCACCCACAACAAGAUGCUUCUCCAUUUUGAUGACAGUGUUCAACUAUUCAAAAGCAUUGAAUGUAGAGAGAAAGAAAGAGCCAUUGCAUAAAAAAAGUAAAAUGUGUGUACAAAUGUUCUAAGGCGAUGUAGCUAGAUUUACAUAUAGAGGACAAGGUGUACCAUAUAUUGACCUUAAACAAAAUUUGGAAUAUAUCCUUUAUCUCGUUAGGUGGUGGGGUUAUUUUAUUUUUUAUAUAUAUUUUUUUUUUCGUUUAGUUUUUUUUUUAUAUAUAUAUGUUUAAAUACACAAUACACACACAGUGUCUGGCCAAAAGAAAAAACACCAUUUUAGAAGGGCCAAACUACUGAUUUCCAUCAAGCAUUGUAAACCAUUAAGGAGAUUUAAAAUUACUGAAAUUGGGUUAAGAACUAUCCAACACAAUUUUAAAAUCUGUAGGGACUGUGCUGAACCUUCAGCAUCGUGAAGGAAGGGGUCAAAAUAAAAUCAUAAAUUGAGAUAACUUUAAUGCUUAGUAAAUAUGAAGGGCAAAGAAUUGACAGUAGAAAUUAAUUCUGUAUUUAUUAGUAAAAAUAAGAGCAUUUCCACAUGCACAAUGUGACAAGAAUUCAGGUUUGGUAUUAAUCAGCUGUGUGGCCAUAAGGAACCCCCUUGUUAGUGAGACAAAUCAGGACACUUAAAUUUUCUAGGGAUCAUAAAGAUUGGUCUCUCAAGCAGAGAAAAAAGGUCACACAUGAAUUUGCAGCCACAAUGUUUACUGUAAUCAACUGUAAAGGUGGUCAAUAAAAUCUUGAAAGCAUGCUACUUAAUUUUUGGCCUGACAGUGUGUGUAUAUGUCCACAUGUUGAUGAACAAAAGAAGGGACCAGCCUUUUUGAUUGUUUAAUUCUAUUAAUGGAGCCAAGCUUAAAAAAAGAAUUAAGAACCAUGCAUUCUCAUGUACAUUUUUCAACCCUUUAUUAUUUUAAAACCCUUCAUCAUAAUUUCCGAUUCAUAAAAAUUACUAGCAUAUUACCCUGUUGCAGUUCGUGUGAUUACUUGCAUCAUGAUUUUAAAAGGGCAAUUGUUUUUGUCAUAUUCAUUUAUCCUUUCUCUUUCUUGACAAGUAAGGGCAUGCAUAUUUAUAUAACUAAAAGGAUAUUUAUUCUUUGUUUUAUAUGUAAUAUUAUUUUUCAAAUUGGCCAUUGGGUGCGAAUAAUGGAAUUGGCUCUGUGGAGAAAUAUUGCUCAAGUAAUAUGAAAUGUACUAAGAUACAUCAUGUCAUAAAAUAGACAAAUUUGUUCUGUGUAUAACCCUCUAUUUGCAGAUUUCUGGUAAAUUAUUAUUAUUUUUUUUUUUUUACUUUUAUUAAUUUAGUUUUGCUAUUAGUGUAUGUUUUUAGCCAUUUUUCAGAGUGGCAUAAAAUAAAUGAAUUCUGUUUUGAAUAUAACAUCCAAGAUAAUAUCAGUACCACUUAUGAUAUCUAAAUAAAAAAAAUAAAAAAAAAAAUAAAAUUGGCUUUUAUCUUAAAAAAAUAUAUAAAUAAAAAAUAAACUUAAAUAACUUUAAAAUAUGGUUAAACGUACCUGUUUUCUUUUGGUUCACACAGGAGCUUUUAUUUUAAUGGAAAAAGUUAUUAAAAGUCUCAUUUGCUAGUCUCAUAAUAAUAUUAAGAAGGAAUUAAACUGAAAUGCCUUUUUUGUGUCCUACUAUUGGGUGUGGUUAUAGGUGUGUGUGUGUGUAUGUGUGUGUAUGUAUAUAUAUAUAUAUAUACACACACACACACACACACACACACACACACAAAACCUUUCUUGAAAUCUUCUUGCUUGGAUUUCACAGUUAGUUGAUUAUGUGCGGAUUAUCAACAAGGACCUUCAUUUGCAGCAUACUUGAAUGUUCAUUAAAAAAAUAUUUUAAUGGGUUUUUGUCAAUUUUUUUUUCACAAGCCUUUUCAUUUUUCUUGGGAAAACUAGUGCUUCCACUGCAUCUUUGCUGGCAUGGUUUGCCAUGGGUUAAUAAUGAGGAUGCUUGUUGUGCUAAAAUGUUUUCAUUGUAUUGUAAAAUGAUCCAUUAUAUCUAACUGGUUGACUUGGAACCAUACUGAUUUUUUUAUGUAAAAUCGUAAUGUUUGAGUGAUCUUUGUCUUCUACUCUUUGUAAAGAGUAUGCUCAUUUUGAUAUCAAAAAUAGUGUGAUUGUUGUGCACUCUGGCACAUGGAAGAAAAUUGUCUAAUGGAAAGAGGAACUUUAUAUACUUCUUAAACAUCUAUUAAAAGUAUUAGUUUGUAAAUGCAUAAAUCUAAAAACAGUUUUUCAGCAUUAUGUGGCAAAAAAAGUUUAAAAUCCUUCAGUACAUUCAGUGUCAGACAUGAAUUGUAUAAAACAUUUCAGAAUC
Messenger RNA from Clarias gariepinus (North African catfish), 7068 nucleotides. It is a transcript of the gene gapvd1, whose product is annotated as GTPase activating protein and VPS9 domains 1. The transcript is spliced from 28 exons. The record is from RefSeq and is a predicted model, not a curated record. Gene Ontology annotation, biological process: regulation of GTPase activity; vesicle-mediated transport. Gene Ontology annotation, cellular component: cytosol; endocytic vesicle. Lineage: Eukaryota; Metazoa; Chordata; Actinopteri; Siluriformes; Clariidae. The coding region runs from base 264 to 4610 and encodes 1448 amino acids. Gene Ontology annotation, molecular function: guanyl-nucleotide exchange factor activity; small GTPase binding.